AUGACUACUAUACCCAAUGACGAUGAGCUUCUUCUAGCCCGCAUCGGCUAUAGACAGGAACUAAGACGAGAGUUCUCUAAAUGGUCUACUAUAUCGUACGCGAUAUCUAUUCUGGGGGUACUGGGUUCCGUCCCCGCGACCUUUGGAGCUCCCUUGGCUGCAGGAGGACCCGCGACUGCGGUCUGGUGCUGGUUCCUGGGUUCGAUCAUGGCCCUUUGUAUCGGCAGUUCUGUGGCCGAGCUGGUCUCUGCCUACCCCACGGCGGGAGGGAUGUAUUUUGUCACCAAGUACGUUGUUCCUGAGGACCAGGUCCCGAUCUUCUCCUGGAUCCAGGGCUGGUGUAAUCUCCUCGGGCAGACUGCUGGAGUAUCCAGUGUUGCCUACACUGUCAGCCAGAUGCUGCUUGCUGGGGCUAGUAUGAAUUCCCAACUGACAAAUGGGAGAUAUUCGUAUUCUCCAACCGCGUGGGAUACGGUAGUGCUGUCAAUCGGGUUGCUAAUUUUCUUUGGCAUCAUAUGCUCAAUGACAACAAAGUCGCUACACCGUAUCAUUAUUUGGUUUGCUCCCAUCAACAUCACUGCGACGAUCUGCAUCUGUGUCAUCCUCUUGUAUAACACUCCUGACAAGCAACCCGCCAGCUGGGUGUUUACUCAUGUCACGGAUGGGUCCAGAUGGGGUUCCAAGCUCUUUUCAUUCCUUCUUGGGUUUAUCUCGGUGGCAUGGACAAUGACAGACUACGACGGAACGACACACAUGUCAGAGGAAACCCACGACGCUGCAACGUUGGGCCCGCGGGCGAUCCAAACCGCCGUUGUUGUUUCUGGAGCACUCGGCUGGCUCCUGACAGUCUCAAUGUGCUUCUGCCUUACCGACUUCGAAGACAUCCUGAACACUCCCACCGGCCUCCCGGCAGCACAGAUCUUCCUGAACGCUGGAGGGAAAACGGGAGGGAUGGUGAUGUGGGGGUUCGCAGUCCUCGUCCAGCUCUUCACCGGCUGCUCCGCCAUGCUAGCCGAUACACGGAUGGCAUACGCAUUCUCCCGGGACGAAGCACUUCCAUUCUCCUCCUCCCUUUCCAAAAUCAACCCGUACACUCAAACCCCCGUGAAUGCAGUCUGGUUCGUCGUCUUCUUCAGCAUCUGUCUCAACUGCAUCGCAAUCGGAUCCACCGAAACUGCCACCGCAAUCUUCAGCAUCACCGCUCCCGCUCUGGACCUCUCCUACAUCGCCGUGAUUCUAGCCCACCAGCUCUACAGGCAUCAAGUCGACUUCGUCGAGGGUCCCUUUACGUUAGGGAAAUGGGGCACCUGGAUCAACUGGAUCUCCAUUACCUGGGUGCUCUUCAUUAGCACGGUGCUGUUCUUCCCUCCCCAGCUCCCCGUAACUGCUUCGAAUAUGAAUUACGCCAUCUGCGUCGGUGUCUUUAUUGCCGUCUUUGCCUUGGUGUGGUGGUGGGUUGCGGCUCGAGGCAUAUAUACGGGCCCAAGGACAAAUGAGCACUUGCAUGAGAUUCCAACCAACCAAUUUGCACAAGAUUACGGUACCAUCAAUUCACACGAGCAAAGAGCGCGACCAUAA
Aspergillus ochraceoroseus IBT 24754 is the source of this 1578-nucleotide messenger RNA. Its product is annotated as amino acid permease. Gene Ontology annotation, cellular component: membrane. Gene Ontology annotation, biological process: transmembrane transport; amino acid transport. The transcript is spliced from 8 exons. The coding region runs from base 1 to 1578 and encodes 525 amino acids. The record is from RefSeq and is a predicted model, not a curated record. Lineage: Eukaryota; Fungi; Ascomycota; Eurotiomycetes; Eurotiales; Aspergillaceae. Gene Ontology annotation, molecular function: transmembrane transporter activity.